This is a messenger RNA of Ipomoea triloba (trilobed morning glory), 1548 nucleotides long. Its product is annotated as putative late blight resistance protein homolog R1B-17. Gene Ontology annotation, biological process: defense response to other organism. Gene Ontology annotation, molecular function: ADP binding. NCBI's taxonomy places the organism in Eukaryota, Viridiplantae, Streptophyta, Magnoliopsida, Solanales, Convolvulaceae. The transcript has a single exon. Bases 1 to 1548 code for a protein of 515 amino acids. The record is from RefSeq and is a predicted model, not a curated record.
AUGAGCCCAACCCUCCUCAGUCAAGAAAUUGACAUGCUGCAGGGAAGCACUGUUUCUCAACUAAAACACCAACUGCACAAACACUUGAAGAAAUGCAAAAGAUAUCUAAUUGUUUUGGAUGAUGUCCCUAACACUCUGCUUUGGGAUGAUAUCCACCAAUGUUUUCCCGUUGACUCUACUGGAAGUUGGAUUUUGCUAACCACUCUUUUCACUGAUGUUGCUGAGGACACCACUGAAAGUUGGAUUGUCCGGAGCCUGCCUUACCUAAGUGACAAGGAGAGUUGGUUUCUGUUCUCCUGCAGAUUUUCUCUUAAACAGCAUAUGACAUCAAAAUUUGAAGAAAUUGCGAAGCAUCUUGUUGAGGAGUGCAGAGGAUUGCCGCGCUCAAUUGUUACAGUUGCAGACCGUCUAUCUAAAUGCAGCUACACAUUGAAAGAAUGGAAGAAGAUUGAGAAAGAAUUACUAUCAUUGGGAAUUCUACAUAGAGAUACAAAACACUCAAGUAAGCUUACCGACAUUUACAAUCGUUUACCACAACAUUUAAAAGUUUGUUUUUUAUAUUUUGUGGUAUUUCCAAAACACAGUAAAAUCAAUGUGAAAAGACUUAUUAAGUUAUGGAUUGCUGAGGGAUUUGUGAAGCCACUGGGGUGUCUGCCAUUAGAAGAUAUAGGUUAUAUGUAUUUAAGGGCUCUUAGAAGUAGAGGACUAGUCAAAACAGCUGGUAAGUCUGAUUUCAGACCAAAGACUUGUGAGAUACAUAUUGACAUGCAUAGCUUUUGCGUACGAGAAGCACAAAAAGAAGGUCUUUUAUGUGCAGCAAAUACUCAACAGUGUAUUGGCUGGUCACUAGAUGUACUCGCAAAUUCAUGUCGCUGGUUAAGUUUACGCUCACAUAGUUUGGACUAUCAUGUGAUGUUUAGUUCAAAUAUUCCUCGCUCACUUUUCGUCUUUCAGGGAGGUUUUGAAAGGUUUAUACCCUUCAAACAUUUACGAAUUUUAGAUUUGAGUGAAUCUCUAAUACUCAAAAGAGUGUCAUUGUUGCCCUUAAGGAAUUUAGCUUUUUUGAGAUAUCUUUCCAUACCACAGUGGUUUGAGAGUUUUAAUGAUGUAGUAUCAGUUAAUUCAAAUUUGGAAACACUUACUGUUUCUGGCAUUGAUGAAUCAACACUUGGAGCGCGUACUCUUCAUUUAUUGCCAUCCAAAAUUUGGGAGCUGCAACAUUUAAGGCAUCUCAAACUUGGGGAUAUGUAUAUGAUAGAUCCUCCAAACAUGGUUAAAGAGCAUUUGCAAACAUUAGUUUGUGCAAUGCCAAUUCAUUUCAGGAAAAAAGAAGUGUAUUAUUGCAGGUUUCCAAGCAUAAGAAAAUUGGAAGUUGUGUAUAAAGACAUCUUAGUGCCUGGUUGCGGCGGUGAGCGAUGUUGCAGUAAGCCUAUGAUCAUUCUGGAGAAUUUUGAGGAUUUAGUGAGGUUGGAGACUCUAAGAGNGGUCAGAAGCUGCAGCUUCGCACCCUCACAACGGUGGAUCCUUGCAAUGCUCUCCACAGUUUGA